AUGGCCAAGCUGGUCUCUUUCACUGAAGACUUUGAAUGCAUUACCGUGUUCUCCCUUCUUUUAGGAAACGGAAAACACUUCCCCUUCCUUCACUUUAGAAGGACAGAGGUGAUACCCCUUGACUACACAGGAUACAGAAAUUUCCACAGACAUAACAGCGCUGUUGUGUUCGCGACCACGUUUAAGCGAAAGCCUAACCGGGUGCACAAUCAGCUAUUGAUUAUCAAUAACAAUAAAUGAAAAUCAAUAACGUUUGGAUGCAUCGGUGAGUGAUUAUCGAUAUUUCUAUUGAUUGGCUACGCCAAUCAACAUCAAUCCAUAGGUUUUUGUUGCUUUUUAUUGAUAAUAUAGAUUGAAAUCAAUGAUUGAUAUUGUCGGGAAACGUACCGCACCGACAACACACGUACAGACAAAAUGGCAACGUUAUAAGAACUUGGAAGAGAAAAGAAAAUACCAAACACAAAGGAGAACAAGUUGCAUAUUAAGCAAAAAAAUACCUCAUCAUCCAAGGUUUCAAUUUCAGGCAUCGUGAAUAUACUUUUAGGUUUUUUUUCACCUCGAAACAGAUCGCUCCACACGAGGGAUAUCGAAGGUAACCUGGCCAGGAAAGGAAAGCCGAUUAGGCCUGGGGUUAACAACCGUGAGCCUGGGCUUGGACUNAAUUUGAAUAGCCAAACUAUACAUGCAACAGCUGGCCAACGUUUACCCGUGCUACUGAAAGAGAAGAUAAAAUAACUACAGAAAGUUUUACUUCUCGGUUUACUGUUCUUACGCAGAAAUAUCUACUUAAUGUGGCUGAAGUUAGGUUGACAAGCUCCACUUGGAGAUGGCCAAGCUGGUCUCUUUCACUGAAGACUUUGAAUGCAUUACCGUGUUCUCCCUUCUUUUAGGAAACGGAAAACACUUCCCCUUCCUUUAGAAGGACAGAGGUGAUACCCCUUGACUACACAGGAUACAGAAAUUUCCACAGACAUAACAGCGCUGUUGUGUUCGCGACCACGUUUAAGCGAAAGCCUAACCGGGUGCACAAUCAGCUAUUGAUUAUCAAUAACAAUAAAUGAAAAUCAAUAACGUUUGGAUGCAUCGGUGAGUGAUUAUCGAUAUUUCUAUUGAUUGGCUACGCCAAUCAACAUCAAUCCAUAGGUUUUUGUUGCUUUUUAUUGAUAAUAUAGAUUGAAAUCAAUGAUUGAUAUUGUCGGGAAACGUACCGCACCGACAACACACGUACAGACAAAAUGGCAACGUUAUAAGAACUUGGAAGAGAAAAGAAAAUACCAAACACAAAGGAGAACAAGUUGCAUAUUAAGCAAAAAAAUACCUCAUCAUCCAAGGUUUCAAUUUCAGGCAUCGUGAAUAUACUUUUAGGUUUUUUUUCACCUCGAAACAGAUCGCUCCACACGAGGGAUAUCGAAGGUAACCUGGCCAGGAAAGGAAAGCCGAUUAGGCCUGGGGUUAACAACCGUGAGCCUGGGCUUGGACUGAGUUGGACGAAAGUUGGACGGAGCCCGCCUUGAGGAAUACCUCUUGUUAAACAUGGCACCACAACCAGAGGCAUAUUAUACUUGACGAAUUUUGCUAAUUUUGGAGCAUAGUGGAAACGUAAACUAAUAAUGUCGGACCCCUUAAGCGUUUAUCUUUCGCAGUUGCACUCUCUACUCUCGGCUAAUUCACUACAGCGUGGCGUAGAUGCAGUUAACACGGCAGUAGACCUCGGCAGUUUUUGCUUGCAGAACGUCUCGGAACAGGAACAAGGUAAGCUAGAAAUCGUCAAAAGUUUGAUUCAUACCUUUUAGAAUAUCUUUCAAUUUAACUUUAACAGUACAUUAUAUCUACUAGUAAGCGUAUUAUUAUUCAUGCAAAGUAUUUCUCUGUUUCUGAUUGGCUCAAAUCCCGCGGCUAAUUCUCCAUAACCAGCUAGCGCUGACGUCUAAUUGUAAACAAUUACUGGAUGAGGGUUUUGUGAUAUCCAGAAUAAUUAAGGUCGAUGUAGGUGUUCGGCUGAGGCUGAUAACCCUAAUCGAGACCUUGAUUAUUCUGGAUAUCACAGAAACCGAAUCUAAUAAAUUGUUUUAUUAUACAUUGAACAAAUCCUUUCUUUCUCGCUUUGACUUGAACGUUUUCAAAGUUUGUGCCAACUCUUUCUUUUCCUCAGGCUCUCUCAGUUUUUUCUCUUUCACGUAAUCAGCAAACAGCUCCUUUGCCACCUUUGUUGACCUUUUUGUGUUUUUGAGUCCUUGUCUUCAACUACUUUUUUGAUGUCUUGCUUGGUCAACGAAGCAAACCUGGAAGUCAUGUUUUUGCUUCUUCACUGAUGGCAAGCAACACAAAGUGCGCGAACUUGACAUGAUUACCCUUAGAAAUCAUGCACCGUGGUCAUACAUGACAUGAUUACCCGUGACCUUGAGUGUCCUUGACAUGAUUAAUGUAUAAUCUGCAGCCUGAUAACAUCCCAGGCGCUGAUUUCGAAAAUUCGCUGUACGCUUUCGGCCAAUCAGAAAAGAGAUAGUGAGUUUAAUGUAUAAUAAUUCAAAAUAACUGCCAGAAAAAUGAACGGCAAGGUAGAGGCCCUGGGAAUGAGGUUGUGUUGUUUCAUUAGAGAAAGACAAAAUGGCGGAACAAUUUGCAUGUUUCACAAAGAAGAAAUAGUGCGAACUACUGCCUAAAUACACAGCAAGAACAGGUAAAGUAGAACUCUAUGGAUGACCUCUGCUAUUUGAAGAGUAUCUGGUAGACUUAACAUUCCUUUAUAUCCUGAACUUACUGAGAAACAGGCAAAUGAAGAAGGGAACUUAAGGUCUAUAUGUAUCUUUGACCUCUUACAUGAAAGGUCCUUGGGAAUGAAUGCACGGAAAGUGAACGUAUGGCACAUCUCCGGAUGAGAGAGGGAUACCCGUGCCAUUCAAAACAGAAUGGCCAAAUGGAUGCAUGGAUGAAGAAAAUUUUUGCACGGAUGUAGUCAAACAGAUGCGUGGAUGAGAAAAAUUUUUGAACGGAUGCAGUUGAACGGAUGAACCGCCGAUAAAAAGUUUUGAGCGGAUGAAGUCGAACAGAUAAAUUGCUGAAGAGAGUAUUUUUGAAUGGAUGACCGGCUGAAGAAAUAUUUAUUUUUGAAUGGAUGCGGUCGAUUGGCCAGACGAUCGAAGUAUAUUAUAAUAUUAUCUUAAUCACCUUUCUAGAACAAGCGCCUUUGCAACUUUAUAAGAAUGAAUGACCGUAAGCAGAAGGUCAUGAUACAAAGACAACUAUCGUCUCCUCAAUAUAUUACGGCUAGCGUUCCUCAAGGCUUAAUCCUCGGUCCCCUAUUAUUUAUACUUUUCGUCAAUGAACUUCUAUUGGAAGUGUCCAGAAAUAGUGUCAAAAUUUACACUGAUGAUACAACAUAAAUUGCAUGUGGACGUACUGUUGAAGAAGAAGAGACCAUCCUCACUCAUGAACUGAGGCUUCUAAGCAGAUGGGCCAAUGAAAAUAAAAUGGUUUUAAACCAUAGCAAGACAAAUUCAAUGAUUGUCUGCAGCAAACCAAAGUUUCAGGGCUUGGACAGUGAAAAUCUUAAAGUGAGAACAGAUAAGGGCCAACUCGAUUCUGUAGUGGAAAGUAAACUACUUGGCAUAAAGUUCUAGACAACUGUUUAACCUGGGAAAACCAUAUGGCUUACAUAAAGAAAAAAUAGGGAAGCGACUUUGCCUGCUGAAAAUAACAAAGAAAUUUCUUUCCCUAAAAGCAAGAACUUUGCUCUAUAACUCUAAUAUAUAGAUUUAGCCAGGGCUAAAAGCGAGGCUCCCAUUAAUAAAUUUAUAAUUUAAAUCAAACAAUAAACUUGUAUUCCACAAUUCAGUUAACUUUAGAGCACAUUCAUGUGACUUUUCAGGGAAAGGCUAAGUGAUUUUACAAAAAAUAAUUUGCAAACAGCCCAAGAGUGAACCAAAUCUCACAUCGAGUUGAUAGCCUCAUAAAUACACCCAAAAACUGGCAAUCAUCUUCGACCACAUUUAUUAAGAGCCAUAAUGGCUCUUGAUCACUGUAGAUUAAUUAGGCCUGGAAAAAAAAUUCCGGCCGAAUUUUUUGCGUUCGACAAGUUUAUUUUACAAAAUCUUGCCAACAAAUCUGGGUGCGUGUAAACCAACCUUUUAUAUCAUUUAUACAUCACAUCUGAGGUGAAAUAGUACUAUGAGGCACUGAUUUUAUCAUACAGACCUUGGACAACAGAAUGCAGUAUUUCACAAUAUUGCGAUACAAAUUGCUAUUCAGGACGAUCGAAGCACGCGUGGGCUUUAGCCGUAAACCGUUGAAAAAAUUUUCAAAAUCAUCUAUACGGCCCGGUUCUGACUUUUACAGUGCUAGCAGUGGCGAGUGUUUGAACGAACAUUAACAGAGUUACGCUCCAACAUAAUAAAGAAUUUAUUAUGUUUAUUUUUUAUUUUAAAACGGUUUAACGCGUGGCAUUUUGAGUACUCCGGGAAGCGUUGUUUACUGAACGACUGAAAACAAUCGGCACAAGGAUUAAAAUUACAAGAGAGAGUACUAACAAUCAAUAAAACAAAUACAAUUCGGUAAAACUUAUACAGAGACGACAAUUUUCAUUCAGGAAGACAAGUAUUAAAGUGUCUCUAAAAAUGCUGAGUCUUCGAGCUUUAAGCUGAAGCUUAUUUUUAAGCCAGCUUCCCGGUGUUUGCUUUUUUCAAAGACGAACUCGAGGCAAGAAAAUCGCUCAAACCUUUCUUUUACAGCCAGAAUUAUAACUAAAUAUUCUUUGAAACGUUUUCUUUCUAUUUGCGGUGAGAAAAUGUCUAAAGGCUUUUUAAAGAUCUGUAAGCUUAUAACAAACCUGAUACUCGGUCAGAUCAUUGUCUCAAAUCUUACAAACGUGCGUAAACAAAAUAGCCGCAUAAACUACGCUCGACUUCAUUAAAUUAGGAAUAAAAAACAAACAUCAAAUACAAUAAUUACUUAGGCUUACCACUCGAGAUGCAGCUCCUGAAAGGUAUCAAGUAAGGCCAGUAUCGCUUCAGACUUUGCAACCCUCUUACGCAUUAAGCAAGAUGAAAACGAAAACGAUGCCAUCCGAAAUCGGAUUUCCGACUUUGACUCAACCAAAAACCCAAUAAACAAACUAGCCAUGAAUAACAGAAGACUCCUGAUAGCAGCUGAAUUUCAUUUUGUACAUCCAGUGGAAAAAGAAAGUUAAAAACAUCACAAGUUGACACAAAACUCUGUCAGCUUCAGCUGUCAAAGUAAACAAGAUUCAAGAUGCUGCAUAAAUUUUCCGCAUGAACUCACCUGUCAAAUUUUGACCAAUCAGAGCAUAAAAAUUGGACGUAGAGCGUGACCAACGCGUGAACAUGGCGAGAAAAGUCAAAAGCAACUGUCUUCCCUGCCUGUAGCAGCUGGCUGAAUUUUCGCGUCCGAGGUCAGUUUGAAAUCAAAAUUUUAAUUGUGCGGCACAUAAACACAACAUAUUUCAUAUGAAUUUUAAAAAAAAUUAAACUUGAGCCUGCGAUCAUUUGAAAACCAGUACCUUGUCAGCGGAUAACUUCAAAAAAACACUUGACCUCGAUGGGUCGACACCUGAGCCCGCGAUACAGUCAAGUGAUACUGGUCAGCGGAUACCUUGUUUUGACAGCUGUCAAUGGAUCACAACAUUGACGUGUAUCAGUUUUCCUGUGCUCCGAUCCCAAACUAGCUAGAAAGUAUGAGACUGAACAUUGAUUGCGAUCUAGUAAAAUAAUUAACUGGUCAGCGGACAGCUUCCAAAUAAAUCACGUCACCUCAAUGAGUUGACACAUGAGCCCGCGAUAUGGUCAUGGGAUGCUGGUCAGUGGCUACCCUGUUUUGACAGCUGUCAAUUGACCACAUUGUGAAUGUCCAAUGUAAAAGAUGUGGACUUGGCAAGACACGCCUGAGACACCCCUCCCUUCCUUUUGAUAGUCUCCCCUACCCACCCGUACAAUCCGUAGACGCAUACUUACAUACGUACAUACGUACGUACGUACGUACGCUCAGUCAAUCACGUGACAACCAAAGGAAAAGAGGUUGACCAUAAUCUAUGGGUAUGGGGCUCAGUCCCACGCGCUUUGCGCGCGUGGGAGCCCCGCUAUUAUCCAGCCAAUAUUUGACUAUGGGGCGAUUGUCUGGGGAUCCAAUAACAAACGGCAUGUCCAAGAUAUUGUCAAAUUGUAGAAAAGAUGCCCCAGAAUAAUCCUGGACAAAAAAAUGGGACACUUCCUCAAGACCUCUAUUCAAGAAACUAAAUAUCUUGCCAUCUGAUGAAAGACUAGGAGUACUAGCAGAAUAUCUUAGUUUUUAAGGCCCUCAACAAUCUCACACCAAAUUACAUAAGAGCUAUGUUUACAUUGUCUAGUGAUAUUCAUAAUGCCGGCAUGAGAAACACAAAGCACAAUUUGAUACUACCAAAGGUUAGGAUGAGUGUGGCCUAAAAUGCUUUCAGGUUUUUAGCAGCUAGGAGCUGGAACAAAAAAUGACCAUACAGGGCUCGACAUUGCAACCGUAUUGGUCGCAUUUGCGACUAAGUUUUAUCCAUUUGCGACUAAAACGUCUUCAGCAGCCGCAACUUUGCAACCAGUUUUCACCUAAAUUAAUAAAGAAAUGAAUUGUUCCUUUGACAAUGUAAAGGCAAAAUCCUGCUCAAGUUCCAAACAACACAACGUAUAAACAAUGUUACACAAUUAGCUCGAUGAGAUGCCAUUACAGCAGUUUUGUUAUAAAUACGUAGGUACUUCAUGUAUGGGGACUGAUUCCUACAACACAAAAACUGAACGUCAUUUGUGAAAGACUUUUUUUAGGAAAAAAUUAUAACAAUAGUACUGUGCAACAAAAUUGGGAACCUGGAAACUAGAUAGAUAACAAUUAUGAAGGGUGUCGGAAAUUUAAGAUGUUUGGCAGUUUGGUGGAAACUCAGUGCACGUACGCCACGUUUGAUCGCUGUGAAUUGCUGAAAACAAACAUGGCAGCUUUUUGGUGGCACUUGUUUUCGUUUAAAAGACUUCAUGAGGAUUCUGAUAUCUUUCUGUUUUGGCUUGAUUUAGACUUCUUAAAAGAUAUAACUCACGUUCAAACAGAGACUUUGCCGUUUUGAGGUACAAGUGGAACAAAAAAGUGAAUGUAUUAAAAAUGUCAAUGUAUACACAAGCUUUGCGCUAUUUCUGUAAGAAUGUUUAAUAAUUAAAGCCCAGUGCAAACGGACGCAACAUUGUUGGCCAGCAACUCCCAACAUUGUCGGAUGUUACAUGUUGCGUCUGUUUGCACACCCUGUUGCAUGUUGUUGGAUGUUGUUGCGCCAAGUUUGAAACUGGUCAAACUUUUCAGCCAACAACUCCCAACAUUUCUUUUGUUCUGUGAUCGCCGAAGCGUAGCGCAACAAUGUUGGAUCCAUUUGCACGGCUCUUCCAAUAUUGUUGGGGCCACGCACGCUCAUUACGCAUGGAUUACAAAGACUUAUGGGUUGUAUUCUUCCCACGAUGCACUGCAGGUCCCAACGUUGCUGGAAGUUGUCGCAUCCAUUUACACACCACUGCCAACACGCAUGCAACAACUCCCAACAUUGUUGGCGCAAUAAUGUUGGGAGUUGUUGCGCCCGUUUGCAUGCAGCCUAAGAGCUUGGUGUAUUUAGCAAUGGGAGACAUUACAGGGAUUUCACAUAAUUAAGAGACGAUAAGAUUAAUGAUUGUUUCUUUUAUUGAAUUUUAACUUGAGUACAAGUUAUCAUUUAACAGGAUUAUUUGUGUGGAUUGUACGUUUUCGAAAUUGAUCGAACUUUGUAAUUUACGAUCUUGAUUGUGCUGUCAAAGUAAUUCAGAAACUGUUUUUCAGACAUCAUUAGAAAUGAAUAAAAGUUGCUGAAAUCAAAGAGUGAUUAAUGUAGUAGUCAAAGUACUUAUUAAUAAUUAACUUAUGCUUUGCAACUAAAUUUUGAGAAUUUGCAUCUAACUUAAAUUCUUAACUGGUCGCAAAAAUGCAGCUUCACUUUUUUUUUAAAUUUCAAGCCCUGCCAUAACAUUUGUAUGUAGGACUUUCUUGAUUUUGUAUAUUUAUUCAUUACUUAAUUUUUGUUUCAUUUUUUAUGUGUAAUUUUUGGUUGAGGACUAUGCGUAUAUUAUCUGUGUAUAUCAAGUGAAACCCUCAGUAAAAAAAUUAUCUAUCCAUCUGUUUAUCUGUCUAUCUCUCUAUCUAUCUAUCUGUGUGUCUGUCUGUCUGUCUGUAAUAAUGCACCUAUCAAUGUUAUGCCGGCGGGGGCAGGGGGGGGGGGCAGGGUAUGGGGUGGGCUUUUUGACUUUUUUCAAAAAUUUGCAAUCAAAUUCCCGUUCCAUGGGCAAAUCAUUCCAGUCAAAUGCAACCAAAUUUCCCCACCCCGGGCUGUACAUUGCUGCCAAUCCCAAGGCAAGACCCAAGAAAGGUACAAUAAAAAUAUCUCCAAAUAAAUCUCUGCAAUUUCUUAUCAACCUUGCUGCACCACCAAAGAUACAAGUCAUGUUCCUGUUACAUCUGCAAUAUUAUUACACGUUUUAACCAUAAUCCGUGUUACACUGCAUAGAAUACAUAAACCUUUAGAGAAAGUCCACAUUUNGGGGGGGGGGGGCAGGGUAUGGGGUGGGCUUUUUGACUUUUUUCAAAAAUUUGCAAUCAAAUUCCCUUUCCAUGGGCAAAUCAUUCCAGUCAAAUGCAACCAAAUUUCCCCACCCCGGGCUGCACAUUGCUGCCAAUCCCAAGGCAAAACCCAAGAAAGGUACAAUAAAAAUAUCUCCAAAUAAAACUCUGCAAUUUCUUAUAAACAUUGCUGCAUCACCAAAGAUACAAGUCAUGUUCCUGUUACAGCUGCAAUAUUAUUACACGUUUUAACCAUAAUCCGUGUUACACUGCAUAGAAUACAUAAACCUUUAGAGAAAGUCCACAUUUUGUAAGUUUAAAUAUACCGUUCUUAGUAAAGGGUACAAAGAAAGUCAGUUUUAUAAGUUUACAGUGAUUGUAGCGAAUGAGCCAUACGCUAACUAAUUGUACUUGCAAAAAUCGACUUGGUUUCUCUUUACUCGCGUUUACUUUGAUACCAUGUGCAGUAUUUUUUAAGAGGUUCAAUUGAUCAAAAACACGCUAAAACAAACGAAAUUUGAAGCCAAAACCAGUGAAAUCAACCCAGGCUUCGCUUGUUCUCAUUGGCCUCCAUAACUUCCUGAUCUUUUCAAACCGUACGGCGCAUGUGUGAAGCGUGGAAGCAGGAAACAUAUGUUCGGUCUCAGUCUUUUUCGUCCGAGUCGGCAGUCAAAUAUCUCCACGUCGGGCGGAGAAAGAUUCAAAUAUCCCCUCCCCUGGGAGAACAAGAUCAGUCAAAUGCCCUACCCCAGGGCCAACAAAGACAAUCAAAUCCCCACCCCAUGCCCUGCCCCCCUCCUGCCGGCUUUACAUUGAUAGGUGCAUAAUAAUAUUAAUAACUUUGAUUUUAAGAGGGUGACACCAAUUACUAUGUUGUCCAAGUUGUCCAAGGUUGUAAUUAAGUAUUCCGGUGCCCUAUUAUCAAUAACUUUCUUUAAAAGGCUGAGUUUAUUGACCUUGAAUAGUUGAUCAACCGGUAGCCACUUAAGCUUUUGAAAAUUAUCAUACGAUCGUGCAUCCCGAGGACUAUCCAAAAUUAAUGGAGCACAGCGUUUCUGAAGUUUAAACAAUUCGUCUAAGUUGGUUUGGCUACAGUUGCUCCAAACAGUACAGCAAUAAGUAAAGAGUGGUUUGAUACUUGCAUUGUAGAGAAGCAUUUGAUAUUUGGCUGGUAUGUAUUUCCAAGCUCUUGCUAAAAUUGCAAUUCUUUGAAGUAGUUUUCGGCGCAGUGUGUCAAUGUGUUCGUUCCAGGUGAGAUGACUAUCAAAGUAUACUCCUAAGACACGUUCUGACUCAACCUUAGUGAGUUGCGUGCCGUCAAUUGAAAGGUCAAGAGAUUGUUUUGCUGAAUUUGCAAUUUUUUGUCUGGUCGAGAUUAUACUGUACUUUGUCUUUGCUGGAUGCAUUUUCAUUCUGUUUGGAUGCAUUUUCGUUUCUGUCUAUCUAUCUAUCAAAAUAUACCUGUACAUCGCUGAAACAAAUGAUUGCAGGGUUGUCAUUAAGUUUUAAAGCAGCCAUAGCAAAUGAAGAAUCACCCGUAGCAUCUCACAUAAAAUUUGUAGUGUUUAGUUAGCUUUCCACUCUGAUCACCCAUAACAUCAAGUGAGCUCAGCUGAACUGGUGUUACGGGUUACAGCCCUUAAUGACAGUUCUGGACUGUACUAUAUUAAUGCAAUUUGUUGUUUUAUUUCAGCUUACUCCUCCUCACUGUUAUUCCAUGAAGAAACAGGAGUUAUUAGUUUCUUAAGAAAAACAGUUGCUCUUGAUGAGGUAAUAACUUUUGCUGUUGAAAAAGAUAGCUCUUUCUGGGCUCGAAAUAAUUUCCAGAGAGUCUCCAGACACAAUGACCAGCCAAAUUCAUUUUGGCUCAGUCAUGUACCGGGUAUCGUUUCCGGCUGGUCAAAUUUAUAAGAUAAGUAACUGUUAAAACAGGGGCCCAUGAACUAAAACUGGAGCUAUAUAUUACCAAAAAAGUCAUUGCUUAGAGCUUAUAGCACUUUAAAACACUCAUUCUCAACAAUGAAAUUAAAUUAUCAUGUGUGGUUCCAGAAAAUAUCCAUACCACCCCCACGGAAGGGAUCGGAUUUUCCAGGUGGCAAGGGGGGGGGGGUCAAUUUGCCUAAUUUUCCAGAGGGACACUAUAGGGAAAUGAGGGUUCUCAUGAUGCGUAAGUGAGUAACAAAGAAAAAACACAAAAAUUUACCACAACAAUUUAUUUGCGAAGAUAUAAAACACGACAAAAGUUAAAGAGCUACUAAACCUAAGGAUUAAUGGACAUACUAGCGAACAUAUUUUGUCAGUUCCUUGGUGUGACCUAGCUUGCAAAUUUUUGCUAGUGUGUUCAAUCCCAUAUCUCCUUUAUCCGCCAGUUUUGACACCGCCAAUCAAAAUUUACUACUCAGUAGGCUCAACUCUAAGUAUGCAAACCAUUACGCCCCACCCUUUAUAGAGGAGCUACAGGUGAGGGACCCUCCCGAGAUAUUUUCUAUCAGGGACAAAUGAUUUGUGAAAAGAAAUGGUGGGUAAACAAGUAUGGUUACAGGAGAUGAACUGUCCAGAAUUGAUGUUCUAUCUUUAUUUUUAAUAUAGUUUAUAGAUGCCAAAGUGGAACUUUUGAAGUUUGUAAAAACCUUUGUGAAUAAGCUUGAGAAGAAAGUAAAUCCUUAUGCACUUAACAUUAAGGUAGGUCCAACGUUUUUGCUAUCUUGUGAAUAAAUUUGUUAUAACCUUUAUUCAAAGUAUUUCUCUGUUUAUUGGCAUAAAUCCCGUGACUAAUUUUUCAUAACUGGCUACCAUUGAUCAAAUUUGACAUUUACUGAUAUCAGCUAGUACAAUAUUAAUACCAACUAUACCAAUAAUCAGCAGAAAAAGAGAGAGGACUAGGCAUGGUAGCUCAGCUCUUUUGAGCUGGCGAGAAAGUGGCGGAAGAUUUCUCAUGUUUUUAAAGAAGAAAUAGUGGAACUAGUGUUUAAAAAACAUAGCAAGAAAACAAAAAUAUGGCUUGAUGGAUGACAAUUGCCAUUUAAACAUCUCUUUGAAUGUCUAAACCACCCAAUAACCAGCAAAUACUUUGAAGACAGGAAAGUUAUAUAGAUUGAGGUUAGCAUGUUUUGAAAAUGUAAGUAUUUCCAAUAAAUAGUGAGUAAAAAUUGAUAGGUUCAGCUCUUGUAUGAUAUUAGGAAUUAUGAAGAUCUCUGAGGAUCACAUCCUUUGGUCUCAGCAGAUGAUACCAUCCUCAGUCAAAUUAACAUUGUUUUACUGGAGGGUUAAAUCCACCAGAAAUUAUUUUAUUUUUUUGAGUGAAAAUAAAAGCUUACCCUCAUUGCUAAUAAAGGUCAUUGGGUAAUGGUAAUAAUUGGCCUGGAAAAUUUUUUUCAAAAGAGAGUAUCUUCCUGUAGACUUUUGUUUAUUGACAAAUUUUCAGCGUAGUUUAUUGUGUAUUGCCAAACAAAUUACAGACUAAUUUUUUUGUGGCAGAUUAUAUCAACGUGAUAUGAAUGACCAAUUCACUAAAAAAAAUGAUAUAACAAAGCUUAAUAAUAUUAAAACAUGCAGCAAAGGCUGCAAAAGUCUGAAAUAAGUCUGGCUUUUGUAAGUAUUUCUUAUGAUUGUUGUCCUAAAGAAACUGAAAUUACAUGAUUGUAUUAUUAAUAUGUGUAUUAAUAACUUAUUAUUAACUUUUUUGUAUUAAAAAUACAAUUAACUUUUAGUUUCUUAUUGACCCCACAUGCUUAUGCGGUUUUAACAUUUUUAAAGUUUUUAAAUAAAGGCAAUCUAUCUUAAGUAAUAAUGCAUUUCGUACAAAAUUACCAUUUGUAACUAGACACUUUAUUUGUUUCAUUAGGACAUAUGUGUAAAAUUGUUUUCUCAAGAUCGCAGCAACAAAGUAAAAGUGGAAACUUUCCCACUUCUCACUCAGGUAUGUAUACCUAAGUUAUAGAGGUUUUUCAUAUUAAACACUGGUUUUCAAUCAGUGUUGUCAGAAGAGAAACCUUUGUUAAAUAAAUUUUUGUUUUAAAAUAAAGCAUAUAAACCAUCUUAAUAUUUACGCGGCAUGACUUAGUCAGCCAGCGUCUUAAAUUCGGGAGCACAUUCCUUUCGUAUUCUUGGGAGUCAAAAAUUGCCUUGUUUUUUUAACUUUCCUGUAUCCCGAGCAUAUUCCGAAAAAAUUGUGAGAUUUUUAUUGGCUGCAUUUUCGAAUCAUGUGCAAGUCAGGUUGGAUUGCACAAGCAGGCUAAAGAUACUGCAUCAGCAAAGAAGGUGAGCUUUUACAGUCAAAAGCUAGAAUGUCUAGAAUUUGUUAUUUACGAAGUCGUAGCUCGCUCGGCUGCUUCGCGGCCUAAAAAGAACACUCCACUAGCUAAGAAACUCUUGAGGUCAACUUGUAUGUAGCAAUAUGUAGCAUGUCUAUCAAAAAGCUUUAAGAAAAUGUUGUUAAAUCAGGCAGCGGGCACGCAUUGAUGUUCAAAGGUCGUUUCACGUAAGGUAACUUUACAAGGUAAGGUAACUUUAUUUAAACAUGGUAUUUCCUUCAGGUAUACAUUUACAUUCAAGUAUAGAAAAACUAACUUCCUAACUAAUGUAAAAUCUAAAAUAAAAACUAAAAUAAUAAAGAUGAAAAGAAAACACCUGCUUUUCAAGGAGGCCAUGUGUAAAAGCAGAAUAUAGCUGAUUAAAUUAUUUGUCAAUCGAAAUUUAUGUCUCUUAAUUUUCCCUUAAAUAUACCAGGGGAUGUCAAUUGCCGCACCUCUAGAGGCAAGCUGUUCCAUAACACACUUCCGCUGUAAGAAAGACUUCUUUUAUAAAAUUCAGUAUGUGGCUGUGGAACAGCGAGCUUGUAUUCAUUCUCUCUAA
Messenger RNA from Porites evermanni, 13455 nucleotides. The record is from the annotation of a GenBank genome assembly. Lineage: Eukaryota; Metazoa; Cnidaria; Anthozoa; Scleractinia; Poritidae.